CCUUUUGAAGUCCCCUUUUAAUGAAGACAGUUUGAUAAGACAGUCAAGAGCAGUCGAGUCUGUGCCUUGAUAACGUUGAUGUCUAUAAUAAACGUGUACAUUUUUGUUCUGACUUUCAGUCUAAGCAGGGAAAGUUUUUUUUCUCCAAAAACUCAAGUGCGUAACUAAAUUGUCCCGCCAAGGCAAGCAUCUUGGAGCACAAAUAUGAGGAUUCUUUCGAGUCGAGUAUUUUUUGUAAUUUUGGUUCUGUUUAUCGGCGAUUGCUGUGGCUCUCAGGUCAAAUUUGGUCGUUUCGAUAAGUGGGUUAAGACGGGCUUUCAGUACCUGAAGUUGAACCUUUGCCGCAGGGUCUCCUCCAUGUCCGAGGGAGAGUGCAAGCGGCUGUCUCACCUCCAGCUCAGCGGGGUGGCAGUGUACGUCUCGGAGCCAAACUCUGAGAAAGUUGUUGCUAUUCUUCCAGAUUCAUAUUCCACAGGGAUGACGCCAUCGAAACAAAGCGGCUAUGGCAUAACUUCAGUUUUGGAGGACAGCAGGCGUAAUCAGGAUUUUUUCCCUGGAUCGACUGCGCAUGAUGCGGUGCUGGUUAUAGAUCCAAGUCCGGGAGAGAGUUUUGGGCAUCCCGUAGUCCUUUUCUAUGUUGACUUAAACACCACCAAGAAAAAGUGUGCGCAUAUGGAAGGCAUUUAUUUAGGUGAGGAGUGCCUCACCCUGGCUCUGAAGAGCCGCUGUCAGAACCAGCUGAAGCGCCGGCAGACCGCCAGCGACAGGCUGAUGGGGAACGUACGGACCCACCGCACCAGCCUACCUCAGCCAGGCCGGGUGGAGCGCAGCGCGGGGCUCUGUGAGGUCCACUUCCUGCCUCUGGUGGUGGGGGUGAGAGACGCCAACCGCACCCAGAGGCUGCGCUGCGUAGACCACCCAGACUUUGCCCACUGUCCCCAGCCUCUGCUGCUCACCAGCCCCAACCUGCCAGUGUCCAGCUGUGAGCUCAAUAAGAACACCCGUCGCUGCCACCAGCAGCCCCUGGCAACUCACCUUUCCUGCCGCCUGUAUCAGACUUGCGACCACGCGGUGCUGCUAUCAGGUGGCUGGCAGGAGCAGAUCACAUACCAGCGCCAUGCCCAAAACCUGCAGUUGUUCUACAGGAUGCUGAGGGCCAACGGCUUCCACAAGGACCACAUCAAGACCUUCUUCGCUGGGAACGGACAGCUAGCAGUGGAGGAGGCUGAGGGGGCGUAUCCCGCCACGGAGAAGGGGGUGAUGAGGAACCACAUCUCCUACAUCUGUCGUAAGCAGCACUGCGCUGACACCCUGGUCCUCUACCUCAACAGCCCCACCCGCAACGACGGCACCAUGCUGCUCUGGGACGGCAACUACAAUGGCAUCGCAGACCUGAAGGAGCGUUACUCUGUGGGGGAGCUGCUGGCUGACCUGGCAGGCUGCAAGGCCAGCAGGGUGCUGCUCUUCGUGGAGCAGAGCUACAGUGGAGUCCUCAGUAAGAGGCUGCGGGGGUCCCUGAAGCAUCUCAAUGUGGUCCUUCUCAACAGCCUGCCCAGGGAAGACAUGGCCAAGUACUGGGCCUCCCUUCACCCGGCUCAGUGCGUCAUAGACCACCUCAACAAGGGGAUUGGAAUGCCUCUCAUUCCGGAUUCGACAGCCAGCCUACUAAACGUGACCUUAGCAGGGGCUCCAUGCAAUGCCACCCCCCCCCUGACAGAGGCUGAGAUGAGGAGAGAGUACAUGGGCUGUCAGAACCUGCCCACCGCCCUCUGGUACCAGAACCGCCGGGGGAGACCCCUGGAUAGGAAGAACUAAGAUCUUAAACACACACGCACACACUCACGCAGACAGAAACACCCACACAUGACACACACUAACACGAAAACAACGAACUGCAUACCACACGUGCUCUGGCACAGAACAAACAACUGUAGAUGCCUCUGUUGACUUUUUGUGAGUUGGUUAAAAAAGUUGGUUUACUGUAUAUCCCAGUCUGUCUCUUCAUUCUACCAACCCCAACAAGAUACGAGUAAAGUGUUCAAUUCCUUGCAUUGCCCCAGUCAUAAACCCAACACUCAUACAGUAGAUGUACACAGCCCCAAAGUGUUUUUAGAUAGGAGAGGGUGGGUGUGUUGACGUAAGACCAAAACGUGUGAGUGUGUGUUAGAUGUCCUCACUGUGACCUCCUGCGUUGCCACUGGAACGUCGGUGACUGUGACAGUCGUCCUGAGGGGGGUGUCCGUUAGCGCUCCGGUAGGAACGCGGGGUUCAUCUGGGGGACACGGGCGCUCGGCGGACCGCCGCUCUGCUGGGGUCAGUACUCACGCUGACAACGCCACUCCGCCCCACACCUCACGGCCACUUGAACAUUUCAGGACAAAUCUCUAGUCUCCUCCUUGAACGGCCGUCGGCUUAGCCAGCUAACGCAGCGCGGCCCUAGGCCUAUGGUUUAAUGAUGAGGCACUGAGUACUGUCCUCUCAGCUACACUGGUGUCUCUGACACGCUCUCAGACAGGCCUCCUCACCACAGCCCUGGCACCGGAGCAGUCAGUCAGACCAGAGGCCAGAGGUUCCACUCCAGUGCUGACAGAUACACCUUCAGCACACACACACACACACACACACACACACACACACACACACACACACACACACACACACACACACACACACACACACACACACACACGUGUUCCAUCACUUAAGAAGCUCUGGCCUUCCUUAUUGCCGAUGUGAGAUGCAUUCCAACGCCCU
This is a messenger RNA of Hypomesus transpacificus, 2754 nucleotides long. RefSeq lists its product as uncharacterized. The record is from RefSeq and is a predicted model, not a curated record. The transcript has 7 exons. Bases 205 to 1815 code for a protein of 536 amino acids. Lineage: Eukaryota; Metazoa; Chordata; Actinopteri; Osmeriformes; Osmeridae.